This is a messenger RNA of Rubroshorea leprosula, 2022 nucleotides long. The record is from the annotation of a GenBank genome assembly. Lineage: Eukaryota; Viridiplantae; Streptophyta; Magnoliopsida; Malvales; Dipterocarpaceae.
AGCUUCGAUACAGAAAACAGAGUAUCUAAAGAAAAUUGCAGAGAAAGUCUCGCUUAAGUCAAGUUUCUGAACCUACGAAGACCUCAUUUCUCUUUCUUUUUUCAAAGCCUUUUUCUUUUCUUCUUGAGAGAGUAGUUUUUGGGUUUUUCGGUUUUAGUUUGGGUUUUGUUGAUUCUGUAGCUGUGGAGGUGCAUGGAUCAAAGGAAUCGCAAAAUGUAAGGGAUGCGCGCCUUUAAAGGUUAUAGAUGAGCUUCUAUUUGAUCAAGACGGUGACUGUGAGCUGGUUUUAAUUCUAUUUAAUCGCAUAUGGCAUCUACCCGUGUGGUGGCAGUUAGUUCGGUAGAUGGAAAAACUGGUGGCAAUGCAAUGUUGGUGAAUAAACUUCCGGAAGAGAUCCAUGAGAUAAAGAUCAAGGAUGAGAAAGUAGAAAAGGAAAUGGAAGAAAUGAUGGUGGAUGGAAGGGGAACUGAAACUGGACAAAUUAUUGUGACAACUAUUGGUGGAAGAAAUGGUCAACCGAAGCAGACCAUAAGUUAUGUGGCGGAGCGUGUUGUUGGUCAAGGCACUUUUGCAGUUGUAUUUCAGGCCAGAUGCCUAGAAACUGGGGAAACUGUUGCAAUUAAGAAGGUUUUGCAAGAUAUGAGGUAUAAGAAGCAAGAUAUGAGGUAUAAGAACCGUGAGAUGCAAACAAUGCGCCUUCUUGAUCACCCAAAUGUUGUUUCACUCAAAAACUGGUUCUUUUCAACCACUGAAAAGGAUGAGCUCUAUCUUAAUUUGGUUCUUGAAUAUGUACCUGAGACUGUUUAUCGUGUAUUGAAGCGCUAUAGCAGAGCAAAUCAACGUAUGCCUCUAAUAUAUGUCAAACUCUAUAUUUACCAGAUCUGUAGAGCUUUGGCUUAUAUCCAUGGUGGAGUUGGAGUUUGCCACAGGGAUAUUAAGCCACAGAAUAUUCUGGUCAAUCCGCAUACACAUCAGGUCAAGCUCUGUGAUUUUGGGAGUGCAAAAGUUCUGGUCAAAGGUGAGCCAAAUAUAUCCUAUAUCUGUACUCGCUCUUAUCGAGCACCUGAGCUUAUAUUUGGGGCUACCGAAUACACAACUGCAAUUGACAUAUGGUCUGCUGGUUGUGUCCUUGCUGAACUGCUUCUUGGACAGCCACUAUUUGCAGGUGAGAGUGCAGUUGAUCAGCUUGCUGAGAUUAUUAAGGUACUAGGAACUCCAACUAGAGAGGAGAUCAAAUGUAUGAAUCCAAACUAUACAGAGUUCAAAUUCCUACAAAUCAAGGCACAUCCCUGGCAGAAGAUAUUCAACAAGCGCACGCCUCCUGAAGCUGUUGAUCUUGUGUCACGGCUUCUCCAAUAUUCUCCAAAUCUGAGGUGUACUGCUUUGGAGACAUUGAUACACCCAUUUUUCGAUGAACUUCGCAAUCCUAAUGCCCGCCUCCCUAAUGGACGCUCCUUUCCUCCACUGUUUAACUUUAAACCACAAGAGCUGAAAGGAGCAAAUGUAGAGAUUCUGUGCAAGCUGAUACCAGAACAUGCUAGAAAGCAAUGCCCCAUCCUUAGCUUAUAGUGUAAGGUUUAUGUUGACGUGUAUGAGGAAAAUGUAGUUGUAACUAUUCACAGACACAAUGUUGUUAAGUGUUGCCCCUCCUAAACUUGUUAAUCUGAGAUCCUGUCUAUGAUCAUUACUUAACAUUGAUUCAUCAUUUAUCAAUAGUUUACUAUCUUCACUUCUAUGAACAUGAUGUUGUCUUCUCUCUUCCUCCUGUGUUAGACAGCUGAACCAGGAUGGCGGGACGGGCUGCAAGGUGCCUUGGUGCUCUUCCUGCUCUGGCUGGGGUCCUGGACUGAGCUUCUAGUUCUCAGGCACUAGUCCCCAUCCAUCGGCAAAAUAGCCUAACCCCGAUUGCCCGACCUAAAAGAAGGGGAAGGUUAUAGCACCAUUAUUAAUGAUAUGAUCACCAAAUUUCGUAAAAUACUGUUUUUUUUUUUUAAUGAUUUUGCCAACUACCUAAAUAGUCAA